AUGGCUGUUAAUGCCCAGCUCAGGCCUCCUUUACCAGACCGGUGCGUCCAUCCCCCAGCUGUGUCCAGGACAAGUUACUUAACCAUGAAUGGCUCACAGACGUGCUUUGGAAUUGCUGUCAUCAGCACCACUGCUGAGGGGGACCUGGGGCAGCUGGACACCAAGAACAGAUAUUACCCAUCACCAAGGGGAGGUUCUGCUUUGACCUCAUUUGGGGAUGGAACUUUUAACCGAAAUAGUGUUACCCUUGAACCCACUCUGACGCGCCAGCCUACAACGUCUUCUGUGAGGAUGUCAUCUGUGUCACUCCUGCUGCUGCUGAGUCUGGUGGCCACAGUGAAAGCAGGAAUAGUCAUCCCACAAAACCCAGGAUGUCCAAACACUGAAGACAAGAAUUUUCCCCAGACUAUGAGGGUCAACAUGAGCAUACUAAAUUGGAAUACACAUUCCAGAAGGCCCUCAGAUUACUACAACCGAUCCACCUCACCUUGGAAUCUCCACCGCAACGAGGACCCUGAGCGCUACCCGUCUGUGAUUUGGGAAGCAAAGUGCCGCCACUUGGGCUGCGUCAACGCUCAGGGGAAGGUGGACCACCACAUGAACUCCGUCCCCAUCCAGCAGGAAAUCUUGGUCCUCCGAAGGGAGUCUCAGCGCUGUCCCCACUCCUUCCGGCUAGAGAAGAUGCUGGUGGCCGUGGGCUGCACCUGCGUCACCCCCAUUGUCCGUACAUUGUCCUGA
Choloepus didactylus (southern two-toed sloth) is the source of this 738-nucleotide messenger RNA. RefSeq names its product interleukin 17A (gene IL17A). The record is from RefSeq and is a predicted model, not a curated record. Bases 1 to 738 code for a protein of 245 amino acids. The transcript has 6 exons. Gene Ontology annotation, molecular function: cytokine activity. Gene Ontology annotation, cellular component: extracellular region. NCBI's taxonomy places the organism in Eukaryota, Metazoa, Chordata, Mammalia, Pilosa, Megalonychidae. Gene Ontology annotation, biological process: inflammatory response.